Messenger RNA from Dioscorea cayenensis subsp. rotundata (Guinea yam), 474 nucleotides. RefSeq lists its product as uncharacterized. NCBI's taxonomy places the organism in Eukaryota, Viridiplantae, Streptophyta, Magnoliopsida, Dioscoreales, Dioscoreaceae. The transcript is spliced from 3 exons. The coding region runs from base 80 to 442 and encodes 120 amino acids. The record is from RefSeq and is a predicted model, not a curated record.
CUUUGUAUCAAAACUUCUAGUUUUGCUUCCGCGCUUGCUCCGCCGCCACCCUCUCUCUCUCUCUCUCUCUGUGUGUGUGAUGGCGAGUGGUGUCUGUUGCGUUUUGACGAAGCCCUUGUUGCUCUAUCAUCAUCACUGUGGAGCUGUGAAAAAGUCUCAAGUAGCAACUCUAGAUGUAAAUGAACUCUCAUGCCAAGCAACUUCCAGUAAAGUGGCGAAAAUUUUUAGGCCUCGCAACUUGAUCGAUCUUAACAUCGUUGUCAAAUCAAAAUGCCAAGAUUUCCUACUAGUAUCCUGCCAGCAGCAUCUUUGUGUUUCUGAAGCCCAUUUUUUUGCUGAAAGUUAUUGUAGGCAUAUGAAAAUAGUUGGAUACUGGAUUGGGCCUGAUAUUGAAGAUGGAUGUGGUUAUGUUGAGGCUAUUUUGUCUGAAACUUUAUUGUAGAUAUUGACUUUGAUAUUUAUUUUAUUCUUUCU